Molecule: messenger RNA, 1976 nt
Organism: Medicago truncatula (barrel medic)
Lineage: Eukaryota; Viridiplantae; Streptophyta; Magnoliopsida; Fabales; Fabaceae
Product: TBC1 domain family member 17
Exons: 10
Coding region: 367-1677 (436 amino acids)
Biological process (GO): activation of GTPase activity
Molecular function (GO): GTPase activator activity
Source: RefSeq, a predicted model, not a curated record
ACAGGGUAUGAGGACUUCCAUUUCCCUAACACAAUCACCAUUGUUAAUCCACAAAAACCAUCAAUUUUUAAAAAAAUUAUAAAAUACAAAAACACUAAUAAAAAACAAAAUAAUAAACUAUUUUUUUUGUGGUUUUUGUUUAUCUUGUUUUGUUAGGCUUUGAAGCUUAGCCUACCCUAUUGACCUUGGUUGGAUCCCCUUUGAAUUCUUCAUCAAAAACUUUAAGGAAUUUUUUUUCCUGAGUUUGGUUGAUCAUUUCAAAGGGAUCCAGCUUCUAGGUGCUGGCUGUUGAAGAUAUUUAGAGAAGAAUCAUUGCCUCUAAUUUUGCAUAUAGAUUUUUUCUGAGAAUUCUUUAGAUUUUUUGGGAUGUGGAGAGAUCCUGGAGUACCUGCUGAUUCUUUCUAUGAAACCCGCCCUGAAUGCACCGAUGUUCCCAAGUCUAGAUUUAGGAUCAAGGCUGGUAAAACUCUAAGUGAAAGAAGGUGGCGUGCUGCAUUUUCUCCGGAAGGGUAUUUGGAUAUAGGCAGGACUCUAAGCCGAAUCCAUCGUGGGGGAAUCCAUCCAUCAAUUAGAGGAGAAGUUUGGGAAUUUCUACUCGGUUGCUAUGAACCCACGAGUACAUUCGAGGAAAGAGAAGAGAUAAGGCAGCGCCGAAGGACGCAAUAUGCUGAAUGGAAGGAAGAAUGUCGCCAACUGUUUCCUCUUGUAGGAAGUGGUAGAUUUAUCACUGCACCUGUAGUUACCGACGAUGGUGUACCGGUUCAAGAUCCAUUGGUUUUGUUAGAAAAUAAUCCAGAAAAUGGAGUGAUUGUACCUCCUCAAGAAGUAGGUGCUCCAAGCCCUAAUAAUACAGCAAAGAAGGUGACAGACAAAAAAGUAAUUCAAUGGAUGUUAACUCUACAUCAAAUAGGUCUUGACGUGAUUCGUACCGAUAGGACACUGGUUUUUUAUGAGAAGAAAGAGAAUUUGUCAAAAUUAUGGGAUAUUCUUGCUGUUUAUGCUAGGAUAGAUAAUGAUGUUGGCUAUGGUCAAGGAAUGAGUGACCUAUGCUCUCCUAUGAUAAUACUGCUCGAUGAUGAAGCUGAUUCUUUCUGGUGUUUCGAGCGUCUGAUGCGUAGAUUACGAGGGAAUUUCAGAUGCACCAAUAACAGUGUGGGGGUAGAGACUCAACUAAACAAUUUGGCUUCAAUUACUCAAGUAAUUGAUCCAAAACUUCAUCAACAUAUAGAGCAUAUUGGUGGAGGUGACUAUCUGUUCGCUUUUCGGAUGUUAAUGGUUCUAUUUCGUCGAGAAUUCUCCUUCUGUGAUUCAUUGUACCUUUGGGAGAUGAUGUGGGCUCUAGAAUAUGAUCCCAACAUGUUUUGGAUGUAUGAAGAUUCUGAAGAAACUGCUGAGGAAUCUAAAGCAAGAUUAAAGUCAAUACGUCAUUAUGGAAAAUUUGAGAGAGAAAAUAUGAGAAAUGGAGCAAAGAAUACAGAAGAACCUCCUCUUCCCAUAUCUAUUUUCCUUGUUGCUAGUGUGUUGAAAGAAAAAAGUGCAACACUACUCCAGCAAGCACGAGGCCUAGAUGAUGUCGUUAAGAUAUUGAAUGACACAAAUGGAAAUCUAGAUGCCAAAAAAGCUUGUAUGGCAGCAUUGAAACUUCACAAGAAAUAUAUGAAAAAGGUGCAACAUUAAUGUGAUCAUGUUGCAGAACAUGAGUCGUAUUUUUCCAGUUUGUCAUGCAUGAACAAUGCAUUCCUGUUUAUUUUGAAUCCAAGCCCUCUGCAGUAGGUUCAGUCAAAUCUCAAUUGUUGGGUUGAGUUGUAACCCAGAUUCAACGAAUGAGAUUGAACUCGCUACGCGAACCUCUAUUUCUAGUUACCAAAGAAAUGUAUGUUGAUUGUGUCAUAUAUAUGUAAACAAGAUAUGUGGCAAAUAAACUCUCAAUUUAGUCUUUAAAAUAUCACUUUCUUUCUAAUUUAGUCCUUAAAGUA